AUGAGUGGAGUCUGGCGAGGUAUCAUCCCUGUGGGACUGGUGUGGCUGGUGUGUGGAGCCCAAGGGUUCCUGCUGCCGAAUGCCACCCAGCUUGAAAAACUGCUGAGCAAAUACCAGCAGGAUGGGUCUCAUGCCCGCGCCCGGAGGGCCAUUCCCAGGGCAGACAAGGAGGAGAUCCUCAUGCUACACAACAAACUGCGGGGCCAGGUGUACCCCACGGCCUCCAACAUGGAGUACAUGACCUGGGAUGAGGAGCUGGAGAAGUCAGCCACAGCCUGGGCCCAGGAGUGCAUAUGGGAGCACGGGCCCACCAGUCUGCUAGUGUCCAUCGGCCAGAACCUGGCUGUCCACUGGGGCAGGUACCGCUCUCCAGGCUUCCACGUGCAGUCCUGGUACGAUGAGGUGAAGGAUUACACUUACCCCUACCCCCACGAAUGUAACCCCUGGUGUCCUGAGAGGUGUUCCGGAGCCAUGUGUACUCAUUAUACACAGAUAGUCUGGGCCACUACCACCAAAGUCGGCUGUGCCGUGCACACCUGCAGGAGCAUGAACGUCUGGGGAGAUAUCUGGGAGAACGCAGUCUAUCUCGUCUGCAACUAUUCUCCAAAGGGCAACUGGAUUGGAGAAGCCCCCUACAAAAACGGGCGGCCCUGUUCGGAGUGCCCUCCUAGCUACGGAGGUAGCUGCAAGGACAACCUGUGUUACCGAGAGACCUACAACCAAAAAUCUGAGACAGAUGAAAUGAACGAGGUGGAGACUGCUCCGCUUCCAGAAGAGAAACACGUGUGGAUCCAGCCGAGGGUGGCCAGGCCCACGAAGCCCAGUAGAAGCGCUGUGGUCAGCUACAUGGCCCAGGUUGUCCGGUGUGACACCAAGAUGAAGGACAAAUGCAAGGGUUCCACGUGCAACAGGUAUCAGUGUCCGGCAGGCUGCUUGAAGAACAAGGCAAAGCUUUUUGGAACAGUCUUUUACGAAAGCUCGUCUAGCAUCUGCCGCGCGGCAAUCCACUCCGGAGUCAUCGAUGACCAGGGAGGCCUGGUAGAUGUCACCAGGAACGGAAAGGUCCCUUUUUUCGUCAAGUCGGACAGGCACGGCGUGGAGUCUUUGAGUAAAUACAAGGCUUCCAGUUCAUUCAUGGUUUCAAAAGUGAAAGUGCAGGACCUGGACUGCUACACCACGGUUGCUCAACUCUGUCCAUUUGAGAAGCCAACCACUCACUGCCCAAGAGUCCACUGCCCUGCACACUGCCAAGACCAGCCAUCGUACUGGGCUCCUGUGUUCGGAACCAACAUCUAUGCAGAUACCUCCAGCAUCUGCCGGACAGCAGUACAUGCAGGCGUCAUCAGGAACGACAGCGGGGGCUAUGUGGAUCUGAUGCCCAUCGACAAGAAGAAGAGCUAUGUGGGUUCGCUCAAGAACGGAGUUCAGUCAGAAAGCUUGCGGACCCCUCGAGACGGAAAGGCCUUCCGGAUCUUCGCGGUCCGGGAGUAG
Chrysochloris asiatica (Cape golden mole) is the source of this 1491-nucleotide messenger RNA. It is a transcript of the gene CRISPLD2, whose product is annotated as cysteine-rich secretory protein LCCL domain containing 2. Bases 1 to 1491 code for a protein of 496 amino acids. Lineage: Eukaryota; Metazoa; Chordata; Mammalia; Afrosoricida; Chrysochloridae. The transcript has 14 exons. Gene Ontology annotation, cellular component: extracellular region. The record is from RefSeq and is a predicted model, not a curated record.